UGUACAUCUUCAUCUAUGUGGUUGCGUAAUGAUGAGCUGCUUUCGCGAAUUCCGAAAAUAGAGUGGAGGCAAAAAGGCGAGUGAUAUAAAUCUUCUCGAAAAAAAGGCAACAGUUUCCUAGCUUCUCAUGAAGACGAGUAGAAUGAGCAAAAAGUUUAGGUGAAAAGGUUUGAAAAACGAACUCGAGGAAUUCCUUGAGAGCAAUCCGUUUGUAGUACUAGAAGACCGGUGGUGGUGAGACGAAAUCAAAAGAGUAAGUACCGUCCCUCCUGUUGCGUACAUUCUUGUAGUUGUAAUUGUCUCAACACUGGCACUCCAAAAUAAACGCACUCCGCCAACACGACAGUAAGAGCUUUCUUGUCACCUGUAGUCUGCCACGAUGAACAACUUCGCCCAACAACAGCCGUGGGUAACUCCAAUCGAUCUCGUGAACGCGGACGACCUCUUCGCGAAAUCGCCGAAAGUCGGGGACAUUAACUUGUACCCCAACAGCGCUCCCACUACGCACGGUCGAAAUUCGCCCGCUUUUCGGGGGCGGGGCUUGACGCCACUGCCCGGACGCGGCGAUCCUGCACCGGGCAUUGAGAACGGGAAUGUGCAAGUAGAGGCCUCGUCGUCCAGCUACAAUGCCGGCGGACGUUCCAUGAGCCACGUCCCUCCGCCGCCUCUACCGAAACAAAGGGCUAUUACUGGUUCGACCUUUGUGCCAUCUGCGUUUCCAGGACCUUCGGUUCCGGGAGUGCCCCACGCUGGCGGAAAGGUAUUUAUUUUUCAGAAGCAGCUGUAUAUUUUUCCAAGUGGAAGAAUGAUGGAUGGACCAUUCAGUGAAUGUAAACGUGCAUUAAUCCCAGCAUCACCAAAAGCAUAUUGCUACUUUCAUUCAGGAGCACGAAACAAAUGACGAUAAAGAGGAAAUUCAUACUUUUCACGUAAAAAAUAGAAAUACAAAUCGACCACCAGGCUGCCGCAUCGGCAUCGUCACAGGGUACUAAUCCUCCGUCGUCGGCGGCUGCUUCCAGUGGGACUUCUAUCGUCAAGAAUCCUUUCGAGACCUAUGCCGCUGGCGGUAUGGCGGCUGUGCUGGGACCGGUACGACGGAAGUCUUCAAAGCGGAUAGAUUGCCCACUCCAGGGCAAUGUGGUUGCAGUGACUCGGACUGGCCCGUCCAGUCCUUCGUCGCCGACGUUUUCCGACAGCAUAUCCCCCAUGGACACCAGCGUUGGAGUGGGCGCUCGACUGGCGGCGCCGCGUAUUCGUGUGCCAUCGCUUUUGAGCGUGAACGAACUGGGUCAGGGCGCGGACGACGGAGCGGCUCACGGAAGCAGCUCUCCAGUCUUGGAAUCCGUCGCACAUGUAUGUGUCAAGCAUUUUUUGAGUUUUUUGAGAUGAGUUUUCUAUUUCUUGUUUUGCAUUGGCAUUCUGUAAUAUUGUAGUUCGAAUAAAUAGUCAUCUUCUUUGUAGAAAAGAAUGAAUGCGCACACCAGAAGAUAAAGUACCCUGAUAGUACUGAAAAAUCAAACUACAGAGCCUCGGUAUGCCGCCCAGCAAAUUACCAGGAGUGCGUUUCAGCAAGCCAGACAGUCCGAUCUUAAGUGCCAACCUGCUGCAUCCGCAGGACACGACGCAGCUGUUGCGAAGGCAGGAGGGAGACCGUGGUGACGACGGGACGAUGCACGACGAUGAAAUCCUUCCGUUCCACGAUUUCAAAGACAAGUUGUUCAACGAAGGUAAUGUUCCCCGGGAGUAUUUCGAGCCCCUCUUCGCUGACACAAUUCUGCGACACCCGAGCCUGGAGGAGGUGUCCACUAUAAUGCAGAAACACUGUAUAAAAGAUAUUUUUUUAAAGUUUCAGUUAAUGAACCUCUACCGUAGUCAGCCCGACGUGGACUUGCCCUACAGCGAAGCCCACACUUUUGUUUUUCUACUGGUUUCCAUACGAAGUCACGCAUGCAUAGAAGCACAAAGGAUGAGCUCCUUGGCAUCGAAGGCGAGUAUGGCAGUUGUCAUUUUUCUAUCGCUCAUACCAAAAACUUCUUCAGAUUUGUACCCGCGGAGCGCCGGGGGAUUUCUCUCGUUUCGCGACUUCGAGCUGUAUCUGAAGACAAUGUUCCCGAAGCAGCAUUUGCGUCCGGGUAAAAUGGAAAAGCAGAUUAACCUUUUUUGGCAGAAGAAGAAUCUGCACGACUCGGCAGCGGUUAUCAAGAAUGUCGGAGAGCAGAUUUUAAGCCACAACGAGAAGAAACUAAAUGGAGUGAUUGUCGCAGAAGCAGAGGGACGGAAGGCGAUUCUUGGCGACGCGCAAGCCAAGCACGGCGUUCUUCUACAGUCGCAGGCCGAGGCGACGUUGCACCUCGAAAACCACGCCACGACACAGCGUCACGGCAUCGUGAAUCACAUCAAUGCGCAAACCCAGGGGCUGACGACGCACAUCAACGCGCAAACCCAGGGGCUGACGAACCACAUGUCUACGCAAUCUCAAGGCAUCAAGGAUCACAUCCAGGGUCACAUCGACACCCAGAACGUGGGGAUGAUGACAGCGAUCACGGCGCAGAACCAAGAACUGUACAACCACUCCCGCGAUUUAAACACGCAGCAGAUGGACCUCGUUAAGGAGGAAAACCUGAAGCAAACCGAGCAGAUCGAGGGGUUCACAACGGCGCAAACAGAGCAGAUUCAGGAAUUCAUCAAAGAGCAGCUCCGGAAGCAACAGGAAGCAGACAAAACCCGGCAGGAGGCGGCGGACAAGAGGUUUCUGCAGGAGGUCACAACCACAAUCGAAACGACCGGCAAGAAGUCGGUAGCCGCAAUUUCCACCCUGCAGAAGAGCGUGGAUACCAUGAAAAACCAGUCGGAAAACUACCAGAAGGAGCGCUUGCAGUUCAUGAAAAAGACCGGUCCCGGUGCGAUCGGCGCCACACCGUACGGUGCUGGUGGAACAGGUGUGCCGCGCAGCUCGAACAACAAGCCUGAUGCACUGAAGGGUGCUAGUACAACGCGUCCGGUUGGGCCAGGCUUGCAGCCGCCACCAGGUAAUUACGGAGUUUAGUAUAAUCCUUGUUUUUGAGUAAUGAUGUGUAAAGCCACGUGUACACGUUCUCGUUCAUAAAGUUUAAAAAAAUUAUCAAAACAGGGCGGCAGAUGGCGUCUCUGAAUCCAACCGCCCACCAACCGUUGGUCGCGCCCCAGCAGCAGUACAUUCCUGACGGGUUUUCUUCGAAUACUAGCAGCGCCUUCAUCUUGACCCGCCCAAGCUUGAAGCAGAGAAUCAUGCAGGUGCGAAAUCCGGGCCAUGGUUCUGCGGAACAGCAAACGGUGGAAUAUUACGGGUCGCUGGGCGAAGCCGGAGCUGGCAACGCUGCUUUGCAGCACGGAGAGGGCGUUCCAGGUCAUCACCGGACUUUUCAGGGAAGAAGUUGAUUCAUUGGAAUCUGUAGUUGUCACUUGUUGCGAGGAAGAUAUCAGUCAACAGGAGGAUCGAGCCGAGUUUGCGUUUCUUGACGGGGAGCAUGACGUGUCAAGCUCAAGUACUUAUCAAAAUACAGUAAAAUAAGGUGCGCCACCAGACGAGGAGAAAUAUAAUCGAAGCAUGCCAAUAUCAAUAAAAAGCUCUUCUCACGGUCGCCUCAGUCCCACUUAAUUUUACGCACCAUCAAGUUUUGCAGAUGGAGAUUUUUUAGUUUACAGAUACAAGAAUCCUGAUGAAUUUGUUGCGGCUUUCGCCUGCCGCCACAACCAAGCAGUCAACAAUGUACAGUUGUGAAUUUGUACGAUUUUGAUUUUCUUUAUUUUGGCCGCUAUUGAUAUCCAUGUGCAUGUCCUCAGGCGUGGAGGCUGACCCGCGGCUCGAUGCAGAGCACUUUGAUUUUGAUUAAUUUUUGUCGAGUUUUUUUACAAUGAGUGUAAAUGUAUGAUCCUCGUCGUGUCGAAGGAUGGUGAGCAAUGAUUAAAACACUGCAGAAAAAAGAAAAACAUGCGUGAUAAUGAAAUCAACCCUUCAGUCAGCUUCA
Molecule: messenger RNA, 4007 nt
Organism: Amoebophrya sp. A120
Lineage: Eukaryota; Dinophyceae; Syndiniales; Amoebophryaceae
Source: the annotation of a GenBank genome assembly